This is a messenger RNA of Fusarium vanettenii 77-13-4, 4455 nucleotides long. RefSeq lists its product as uncharacterized. The transcript is spliced from 5 exons. Gene Ontology annotation, biological process: transmembrane transport. The record is from RefSeq and is a predicted model, not a curated record. Lineage: Eukaryota; Fungi; Ascomycota; Sordariomycetes; Hypocreales; Nectriaceae. Gene Ontology annotation, molecular function: ABC-type transporter activity; ATP binding; ATP hydrolysis activity. Gene Ontology annotation, cellular component: membrane. Bases 1 to 4455 code for a protein of 1484 amino acids.
AUGGCGCAGUCCCAGUUGCAGGAGGAUGAUGCCAUUCAAUCAGCGAGCUCCAACACUGGAAGACCAGAGGUUGAGGAAUUACCCCGGCGACACGACUCCAAAUCCUCAGGAAAUGAUCAAUCGACAUCCUCCAACGAUGGAUCCGGGAGCAAUGGGAGCUUCCCCCCAGACGAAGUCCGCCAUCACAAGCACCCAGCGCGUCCCCGACUUCACAAGCGUCAAACAACCCACGUCGCCCUUGACAAUGCCGACCGCAACGAACUCGUCCGUAUCGCGACGGCUCUUUCACGACGCUACUCCGUCGCCACUGAUGAGAAUAAACCCGCCCUCGACCCAACCAGCAGUCAAUUCGACAUCUACGAAUGGCUACAGAAUUUUGUGCAAACUCUCAGAACUCAAGGCAUCACAGCCAAGAAGACGGGUGUGGUCUGGAAAAACCUCAAUGUAUCUGGUACAGGAGCUGCAUUGCAAGUCCAAGAGACUGUGCUGUCCAUGUUGAUGGCACCCCUCCGAAUGGGCGAGCUGUUCAGCUUUGGAAAGAAGGAGCCCAAGCAUAUCCUCCGGAGCUUCGAUGGACUCGUAAAGAGUGGAGAACUCUUGAUCGUCCUUGGCCGACCCGGAUCUGGGUGUAGUACCUUGCUCAAGACGCUUUGCGGCGAGCUUCACGGCCUGAGCAUUGCCGACACCUCGACCAUUCACUACAACGGCAUUCCGCAAAAGAUCAUGAAGAAGGAGUUCAAGGGAGAAGCCAUCUACAACCAAGAGGUCGAUAGGCAUUUCCCGCACCUGACCGUCGGCCAGACCCUCGAGUUUGCCGCCUCAGUCCGAACGCCAUCGCAUCGCAUCCACGGCAUGUCCCGCAACGACUUUUGCAAGUACAUCUCCCGAGUCGUCAUGGCCACAUAUGGACUUAGCCAUGCCGCCGACACAAAGGUCGGAAAUGACUUUAUCCGCGGUGUGUCUGGUGGAGAGAGGAAGCGAGUCAGCAUUGCUGAGAUGAUCCUCUCCGGAUCUCCAUUCUCUGGUUGGGACAAUAGCACCCGAGGUCUCGACUCUGCUACUGCGCUCAAGUUUGUUCAAGCUUUGCGCAUGGCUGCCGACCUCGGCGGUGUGACUACUGCCGUUGCCAUUUAUCAAGCGAGCCAGGCCAUCUAUGACCUCUUCGACAAAGCCGUCGUGCUCUACGAGGGCCGGCAGAUCUAUUUUGGUCCAGCGAAUGAGGCUAGGAGCUUCUUUGAGCGACAAGGAUGGCAUUGCCCGGCGCGACAGACCACUGGCGAUUUCCUCACAUCUGUCACGAACCCAAGUGAGAGAGCUGCCCUUCCUGGCAUGGAAGAAAGAGUCCCACGCACACCCGAGGAAUUCGAAGAAUACUGGAAACAGUCUCCCGAGUUCCAGUCUCUUCAGAAAGAAAUCGAGGAAUACGAGACUGACCAUCUCGUCGACCGACCUGGCGAAAGCAUCGCAACACUCCGAGAACAAAAGAACUUCCGCCAGUCAAAGCACGUGAGGCCAGGAUCGCCAUACACUAUCAGCAUCCUCAUGCAAGUGAGGCUCUGCACCAAGAGAGCAUAUCAACGGAUCUGGAACGACAUGUCUGCAACAGCUGCAGCCUGUAUCACUCAGCUUGUCAUGGCCCUCAUCAUUGGAUCUAUCUUUUACGGUACACCGGAUGCUACUGUUGGUUUCUACGCCAAGGGUUCUGUUCUGUUCAUGGCUGUCCUUCUCAAUGCUUUGACAGCCAUCUCCGAGAUUGCAAGCUUGUAUGCUCAGAGAGAAAUCGUGACGAAGCACGCCUCUUUUGCUUUCUACCAUCCUUUUGCUGAAGGAGCUGCUGGCAUAGCUGCUGCAAUCCCCAUCAAGUUCGUAACCGCUGUCGUCUUCAACAUUGUCCUAUACUUUCUCGCAGGCCUCAGGCGCGAACCAGGAAACUUCUUUCUGUACUUCCUGAUCACUUACAUCUGUACCUUUGUCUUUAUCGCCUUCUUCCGGACAAUGGCAGCCAUUUCGAAAACAGUCUCACAGGCCAUGGCCCUCUCGGGAGUCAUGGUUCUAGCCCUGGUCGUCUACGUCGGCUUCACCAUCACUGUUCCAGAGAUGAAGCCAUGGUUCUCUUGGAUUCGCUGGAUCAACCCCAUCUAUUACGCCUUUGAGAUCCUAGUCGCCAAUGAGUUCCAUGGCCGCCAGUUUACCUGCUCGAGCAUCUUUCCUCCGUAUACGCCAAACAUUGGAGAUUCUUGGAUUUGUACGGUUCCUGGUGCUGUUGCGGGUGAAUGGACAGUUAGUGGUGAUGCAUUUAUUGCUGCCAACUAUGAGUAUUACUACUCACAUGUCUGGAGAAACUUGGGUAUUUUGUUUGCCUUCUUGAUCGGAUUUACGAUUAUUUACCUCGUUGCCACCGAGCUCAACUCAGCAUCGACAAGCACGGCAGAAGCCCUUGUUUUCCAAAAAGGCCACAUCCCACCCCAUCUUCAAGCCGGCAAAAGCGACAGUUCAAAGGAUGAAGAAUCACUUACUCGCCCGGCUGGCAAAGAGACUUCGUCUAGUGGGGACGUGGGAGCAAUCGAGCCCCAGAAAGAUAUCUUUACCUGGCGCAACGUCGUCUAUGACAUCCAAGUCAAAGAUGGGCAGCGUCGACUCUUGGAUGGUGUUUCUGGGUGUGUCAAGCCUGGAACUUUGACGGCUCUCAUGGGUGUCAGCGGAGCAGGCAAAACAACCCUUCUCGAUGUUUUGGCACAACGCACAACUAUGGGCGUCAUCACGGGCGACAUGUUGGUCAACGGAAAGCCCUUUGAUGCGAGUUUUCAACGCAAGACGGGCUACACAGCCACAGUCCGCGAAAGCCUUCGAUUCAGCGCCAUGCUGAGACAACCAAAGACAGUCAGCAAGCAGGAAAAGUACGCCUUUGUCGAAGAAGUCAUCAAGAUGCUCAACAUGCAAGAAUACGCCGAUGCCAUCGUCGGAGUUCCAGGCGAGGGUUUGAACGUCGAACAGCGAAAGCUCCUCACCAUUGGUGUCGAGCUGGCAGCAAAGCCCAAGUUGCUUUUGUUUCUUGACGAACCCACAAGUGGCCUCGAUUCGCAGAGUUCUUGGGCUAUCUGUUCUUUCUUGAGGAAGCUGGCCAACUCUGGACAGGCUGUGUUGUGUACAGUUCAUCAACCGAGUGCCAUUCUUUUCCAGCAAUUUGACCGCCUUCUCUUCCUCGCCAAAGGUGGUAAAACUGUCUAUUUUGGUAACAUUGGAGAGGACUCGCGGACGCUCCUCAACUACUUUCAGAAGCACGGUGCACGAACAUGCGAUAAGGAAGAGAACCCGGCCGAGUACAUCCUCGAAGUCAUCAGUAAUGUCACAAACAACAAGGGCGAAGAUUGGCACUCUGUUUGGAAGGGCAGCAAUGAGUAUCAAGCAAACGAAACAGAAAUCGACAGGAUUCACACCGAGAAGCAGAAUGAAGCAGCAGCUGGGGAAGACGAUCCUUCCUCACAUGCUGAAUUCGCCAUGCCAUUUUUUGCUCAGCUGCAGGCCGUCUCGUACAGAGUCUUUCAACAGUACUGGCGCAUGCCGGCCUACAUCUUUGCCAAGUUUAUGCUUGGUAUCGUAGCCGGGCUGUUCAUCGGUUUCUCAUUCUUCCAGGCGUCGACUUCGCUGGCGGGAAUGCAGAAUGUCAUCUUCUCUGUGUUCUUGCUGACUACAAUCUUUACAACACUUGUCCAACAGAUUAUCCCGCAUUUCGUCACUCAACGGUCUCUCUACGAAGUCAGGGAACGACCAAGCAAGGCAUACUCGUGGAAGGCCUUUAUCAUUGCCAACAUCAUCGUCGAGAUCCCAUACCAGAUCGUCACAGGCAUUCUCAUCUGGAGUUGUUUCUACUACCCCGUCGUAGGCAUCCAGAGCUCCGACAGACAAGUUCUCGUUCUGCUCUUUGUCAUCCAACUGUUCAUCUACGCCAGCGCCUUUGCACAGAUGACCAUCGCGGCACUUCCAGAUGCGCAGACAGCAGGCAGUCUCGUCACCAUUCUUUCCAUGAUGAGCACGAUUUUCAGCGGUGUUUUGCAGACUCCCAGCGCCCUUCCUGGAUUUUGGAUAUUCAUGUAUCGCCUGUCUCCGUUUACGUACUGGAUUUCUGGUAUCGUAGGGACCAUGCUACAUGACAGACCAGUCGAAUGCUCCUCAACCGAGACAUCAACCUUCAAUCCCCCAUCAGGAGAAACAUGCGGAGAGUACCUCAACCCAAUCCUGUCACAAGCCCCAGGCCAGCUCCAGAAUCCUUCUGCCACGGAGCAAUGUCGAUACUGCGCUUUCCGCUACGCAGAUCAAUACCUCGCAGGCUCCAGGAUCUACUGGUCCGAGAGAUGGCGCAACUACGGCAUCAUGUGGGCUUUUAUCGGGUUCAACAUGAUGGUGGCGAUUGUUACGUACUAUCUGUUCAGAGUGAAGAAGUGGUCUAAGAAGUGA